CCCAAAUUCUCACCUCAGGUUUUUCCAGGGUGGGAUUCAGGGUAGCUCCCCAAAUUGGAGAACUCCCUGGAGUCUGCCUAGGGAGCCUGUCGAUGACAAUGGGCAGUGACGCAUCAGAAGGAUUAACCCAGGGCAGGUUAGACCUUUGGCCUCAGAGCUGCUCCUUCAUCUCUCCCUCCUCGGAGCUGAUAUUUCCCACCCCUCUCCCUAGGCGACAGUGGCCCCUAACGGAUGCCCAGUUGUGUCUAGCUCUGUCCAGAUGGUUGGGAUCAGGCCUGGUAUAAAGAUGGAAUUAGGGCCAGGCUCAGUGGCACACACCUGUGAUACCAGCUACUCAAGGCCCUGAGACAGGAGACAGGAAGAUCACAAGUUCAGGGCCAGCCUGGGCAACUUAGCAAGACCCUGCCUCAAAACAAAAUUAAGGCACAGCAGGCUGAGGGUCCAGCUCAGAGGUAAACCACUUCUGGGUUCAAUUCUCAGUAUCAAAAAAAAAAAGGAGGAAAUUAGGAAUUCUGGGCAGGGCAAGGCUGUCCCCCAAAUGGCCAAUAGUAUCCAGAUAGAGAAACAAGUGAGGUGCAUCUUCAUGCUAGAGCUAAGGCGAUCUCCAAUGGAUAGGAACUGUCCUCCUGACGGGCACCUAAUAGGAUGGCAGGAAGUGAUCUGUUUCUCCCCGGCUCAAUGUUACAGAGCGGUAAGGGCAGCUCCAGCGUGGAGAUGAUGGUGGUAGUGUGCUUGGGUGGAAAUAGCUCCUCUCCUGGCCCUGGGAAGGAGAGCAGGCUGAUGGUGGCAAUACCUUCUACCUGCCUGGGGAGCCUCAAGUACACUAUGGCACCAGAGGUCACAUUGUGGCACCAGCAGGCAGGCAGCCUGUGAAAGCAGCCAUUGAAUCCCACUGAUAGCACUUCCCGUGAGGGAGGUAUUAGACCCACAGAGCCCACAGUGAAGUGAGCACCGCAGGAAGGGGAACCAACUGCCCAGAGGGCCCCAUGUACUUGGGGAAGACACAGGGGGGCAGGAUCUGGAAAGGCAGCUUACAGGGCUGACGGGGCCCUAGAUAAAGAUAAGGGCAUAAGAGAUCCCAAAAUAUUCUCCAGUGACCCUAACUCAAAGCACCUAAUAAACCAUCUGCUCUGUGCACAGGCACUAGGGCAGGGAUCUUUCAAAGUGUGUGGGGAGGAUAAAGGAGAAAUCAGGUAGCUCUGGCUAAUGGAUCCAAGACCCCAGAGGUAGGAAAACAGGGUCUGUCUCAGGUGAGCUGUGUGUCUCUGUGCACGUCCUCCACACAACAUGGGAAGGGACACCAUAGCCUUGAAGGUCCUUUCCAGCUUCCCAAGUUAUGCUGUAUCACUGUGUCCCCCAAGCCUGGGCAGACACAAGGCUCCUGCCUUAAGGUGGAUGCAACCAAGAGGCCAUGACUGUCUCACCCAGCAGCCUGGGUAGGUCAUGGCCCCAUGCCAACUUCACCUUGCACCUUCUACUCUGCAGGACACAGGGCCUGCCCCCACUGCACUCACCUAAACACCCCUCUCCCCGAUGGACCAGUGGUGGUGUCAUCCAAAGCAAAUUGACACUAUUUUUCCCUUGGUAACCGCAAAGGGGGAGAAUCACCCGUCUCCUAAUUUUAACCAGUACGUGAGGGACCAGGGUGCCAUGACCGACCAGCUGAGCAGGCGGCAGAUCCGUGAGUACCAGCUCUACAGCCGGACCAGUGGCAAGCACGUGCAAGUCACCGGACGUCGCAUCUCCGCCACCGCUGAGGACGGCAACAAGUUUGCCAAGCUCAUAGUGGAGACAGACACAUUCGGCAGCCGGGUGCGCAUCAAGGGGGCGGAGAGUGAGAAGUACAUCUGUAUGAACAAGAGGGGCAAGCUCAUCGGGAAGCCCAGCGGGAAGAGCAAAGACUGCGUGUUCACUGAGAUCGUCCUGGAGAACAACUACACAGCCUUCCAGAAUGCCCGGCAUGAGGGCUGGUUCAUGGCCUUCACCAGGCAGGGCCGGCCCCGCCAGGCCUCCCGCAGCCGCCAGAACCAGCGAGAGGCCCACUUCAUCAAGCGCCUCUACCAGGGCCAGCUGCCCUUCCCCAACCAUGCUGAGAGGCAGAAGCAGUUCGAGUUUGUGGGCUCAGCCCCCACCCGCAGGACCAAGCGCACUAGGAGGCCCCAGCCCCUCACGUAGGGAGGGAGGCGGGAACAGCUGCCCCUCAGCAGCCUUCCCACCCCCUUCCCUUCCUAAUCCAAAGACUGGGCUGGGAUGGAGGGAGGGGAACCAGAGCCCCAAGGAGGACCCUGA
This is a messenger RNA of Marmota flaviventris (yellow-bellied marmot), 2289 nucleotides long. RefSeq names its product fibroblast growth factor 17 (gene Fgf17). Lineage: Eukaryota; Metazoa; Chordata; Mammalia; Rodentia; Sciuridae. The record is from RefSeq and is a predicted model, not a curated record. Gene Ontology annotation, molecular function: growth factor activity.